Candidozyma auris is the source of this 1809-nucleotide messenger RNA. RefSeq lists its product as uncharacterized. Lineage: Eukaryota; Fungi; Ascomycota; Pichiomycetes; Serinales; Metschnikowiaceae. The record is from RefSeq and is a predicted model, not a curated record. The transcript has a single exon. The coding region runs from base 1 to 1809 and encodes 602 amino acids.
AUGCAGAGCCCGACAAAAUCGAAUAGAGUGAACAUGGAUGACAUGGAUGAGAUUAUUACCGCCCUAGAAGAUGAGAUCAAGGAGAUGAACAAACCCGAGCUUCGUCCAAAAACUCCUCCUAUUAAAUCUCCUCUAAAAACGGCCAUGACGACCCACAUCGAGGAUAAGGACGAUACUGUCAAACCAAAUGAUUCAGAUUCUUUUGCUAUAUCCCAGAAGGAUCCUACGAAUUAUUCACUUAACGAACUUGACUACCCUCGUGAAGAUGAAUUCUCGAACAAAAUUAAUUGCAAGAUACCCCAUCUGAAUUUUCAAACUGAAGUAUAUCAAGGUACGGAACAAUCAAUGUCUUCGUUUACCAAUGGUAGCUCCUCGUCCGAGUAUCUCCCCAACACCAAAAGCCUACCUCCCCUUCAAUCCCCCUUGCAAUCGGUUCCCAGCAACAAGGAAAGUUCAGCAACGAUCCAUUUGAAUAACCUUCAUGAUACCUGGAGCCAUUCUUCGUUAGCUUUGGCACCCCCACAGACCAGUCUUGAAAGCUUCCAAUUCAUGGACACCAUGGAGAAUAUUCCAAAUGAGAAUCAACGCGGAAGUGACUCGUCGACUUCCUCUAUUCGUUGCGAUCGUUCUAAACCUACGGAAUCACAAAUCAGUAUAAGCCUGCCUCAACGACUGGAAAUUUUUGAUUUUAUCAAAACCCCCGAACUCUCUUCUGGCCAAGAGAGAUCAAAUUAUCCCAACCAUCCAUCACUUCGACAAGCUCAAAAUAUCACUACGUCGGCCCAGCACACGAAGUAUAAGGCAGAGCAAAGCACAAAUGAAUACGAUACGUUGUAUAUGAGUCGACCAAACAUGGAGAAUUUGCUCCCUCAAACAAGAGCGACAUCUCUGCACCAACCAAAGAAUGCCCCCAAGAACUCCAUUUCAAAUGACAUACUGUCCUCACGAGGUUUCGGUUCCCCGAGCUCUAAUGCUACAUUUCAUAGAAAGUCGCUGUCUAUGAGUUCGAUAUUCAGUUCAAACUCAAAUCGACAUAUCAAUCUAGCGACGCUAAAGAAGUCGAUUACUCUUCGACCUGGUGAAGGCGAGCGGUCUAAUUACGUUCAGACUGUUAGGCGUAAUGCUGGCACUGCGUACAAUGAUUUAGGACAGGAAUCGUGGAAAUUGCCUGUCGGAAUACUUCCAACAGACAAGCGCGUACUUUUACCUACAAACGAUAGGUACACAAGAAUGCGCGGAAGUCGUAAAAAUCAGUCGAGUGUAGUUGGGCUAAAGCACGGCCACCUCGCUCCAAGGUUGCUUGCAGCAGAAGUGGACGAAUCAGAGGGUCUGAAUAAGUUCGGCCUACUUGGGAGAUCAAACACCUUUCAAAAGAGUGAGAAGACAAUUUCCUCCGAGUCACUGCUGAAGCUGGGAAUACAGUCUGCAAGUAUUUCCCGUGGCAACUCCUUGCAUCAAAGUAGCAGAGCUACUUCAAGGACUGCCUCGAUUGCGGAAUCAGCACUGAGUAUAGGAACCCCAAGCCUCGUUCCCUCAACUCCUAAGAGAUCUCAGUUUGGCACUCAAACUAAUUUGUCCAGACAAGCUCUGAUUUCUUCCCGUGUUUCUGUUGGUAGUUUGAUUGAACCUAAACUUAGUGAGGGAUACUACCAGCAUCCAGGCUAUAACUUGGAUGAGGAAGCAGAAUUCGCUGAAGACUACAGCCAUUCAACUGAAGGGACGAUGAACAAUGAUGAUGACGAUGCAAGCAUCGAGAAGCCUCGUCUAUUUCUUGCCAAUCCUGAUAGCGCAAGCAGUGACAACGAAUAG